Molecule: messenger RNA, 1005 nt
Organism: Odobenus rosmarus divergens (Pacific walrus)
Lineage: Eukaryota; Metazoa; Chordata; Mammalia; Carnivora; Odobenidae
Gene: CSRP2
Product: cysteine and glycine-rich protein 2
Exons: 4
Coding region: 92-772 (226 amino acids)
Biological process (GO): sarcomere organization; muscle tissue development
Cellular component (GO): cytoplasm; nucleus; Z disc
Molecular function (GO): actinin binding; structural constituent of muscle
Source: RefSeq, a predicted model, not a curated record
UCCGAACUUCUCUCCCUCCUCCCAGAGAGGCCAAGCCUAUAGAAAAGGUUGAGGCUUCGGGCUGUUACAAUUCUGGUAUGUUUCUGAAACAAUGAUCCUAUCCGCAGAGAAGGGCAAAUCGUCCUUAGCUGUAGCUGACCCAGUCCAGAUGCUGUCCUUGGUGUUUGGGAAACCGCGGAAGAAAAAGGAAUGUGAGAGAGCCUAUGCCUUUACCAUUUGUAGACCAUGUGUCAGGGCCACCAUUGUUCUAAGAAAAAGGCAUCUCUGGCACGUUUCUAAAGGUCUAACUUAUUCCCCCUCAGUGGUUUGCAGGAAAAAUUUAGAUAGCACAACAGUGGCAAUUCAUGAUGAGGAGAUCUACUGCAAAUCCUGCUACGGAAAGAAGUAUGGGCCCAAAGGUUAUGGUUACGGCCAGGGCGCCGGCACGCUCAACAUGGACCGGGGUGAGAGGCUGGGCAUCAAGCCAGAGAGUGCUCAACCUCACAGGCCUACAACAAAUCCAAACACUUCCAAAUUUGCUCAGAAAUACGGAGGUGCUGAGAAGUGUUCCAGAUGUGGGGAUUCUGUGUAUGCUGCUGAGAAGAUAAUUGGAGCUGGAAAGCCCUGGCACAAAAACUGUUUCCGCUGUGCCAAGUGUGGGAAGAGUCUUGAAUCCACAACCCUGACUGAGAAAGAAGGUGAAAUCUAUUGUAAAGGAUGCUAUGCAAAGAACUUUGGACCCAAGGGAUUUGGCUAUGGCCAAGGAGCAGGGGCCCUCGUUCAUGCUCAGUAAAGGUGUAAGCCCACAACCAAGAUCGCACACUGAGAACCUCUACACCCUCUAGGCACAGAUAAUCUACCACUAAACUACUGUGAACUUCUGCCAGCACUUAAGUACUGUCUGUUGUCCCGUAUGUGGAGAGGCUGGCUGGCUGACUCGUAGGAAGAGAGCACGGUGUCCUUUUGCUUUAUUCAUCAGCAUUUUCAGAAUUGUUUCUUUUACAUUUUAAAUAAAACCUUAGCGUG